AUGUCGAAGUCGCUCCCCCCACUGGAGAGUUCAUCUCGCGGCGGUGAGGCAGCUCGAGUGGGCGUCUACGCGUCACAUGGUCCGGCUGCUACCAAUGCUUUGUGUGUUGUUACACCAAGAUCUACAGUAAACAGUAAUCUACGCCCACAGUCCGCUCAGCGCUUCCUAGAAACAGAAUUCACACUUGGGCCACUACAAGACCAAAGUCUUCCUCCGUAUAACGAUUUGGAAGAUCCAUACCUUGCACCUUACUGGGCCCGAAGGGAGAUGUUGAUCCGUGAAACGGCCGAGCGCCGGGAAGAGAUGAGGCGGCAGAAGCGGUUGGAGCAACAUCGGCGUGAAGUGGCUCGCCGGCGAUUUGAGGAACGGCGCCAGAGGGAGUUGGAGGAACUCGCAUGCCGGACGGGAUUCGCUACGCAGAGGCGUGUUGAGGCCGAGGAGUUGACCAGCCCGAAAGAGACUACAUCGGGUAGAAAAGAAGUUGCGAAGAAGCGUCAACGUACUGUGUCGAGUAGAGCUACUGGAUCCAAGAAACGCGCCGUGGCGACAGUUCCUAAGCCACCCAAACAAAAGCGUCCUGAUACAGUGGGCCAACGAGGUGGCCGACCGGGUGCCUGCAGCAGUCAGGGAAAGGGCAAAACUUCGUCCCCUCCCAAGAAUAUAUUACUCAAGACCAUUAGAGAAACUCUAAAUUCGGACUCUUCCCGACCCGCCACACCACAGAAGGGCAAAGGAGCCGCUUCUCCCGUUGGCGGCCGGAAGUCCGGUGGAGGGUUAACUGAAAGCAGUAAGCACGGUGCUGUGACCGAAGACGAGGCCCCAAUUUCAUCAUCAGUCGCGGAAGACUCUGCAACUGGGAAGGGUUCUACAUCAAGUGUGGCGCAACCCAGCGAAGCUAAGAGGGAAAGCAGACCUUCUACAGCAUCUCCGCAACCAGCCUCGACAGAGCAGUCGACGAGCAAGGAAAUUUUGAAGGAUGGUGGCAAUAGCCGUCCUGCAUCUGCUGCUCGCCCGUCCUCUGCAUCUGCAAGCGCCAGUCAAAAAGCGAUGCAACAGGACACCACCGAUGCUGAAGAUGGGAAGGACACUCAAUCUGACCGUUCUCGACCAUCGUCAAGGAAGUCUGAGAGAUCCGGCAGGGAAGGACGAGAGAAGACGGAUGAUGAACCGACUGCUGAUACAACCAAGAAUGAUUAUGGUGACGAAUUUGAAGCCUCCGAGUCCGGAAAGAAGGAUCCUGACACUGAGGAUCAGAAAGAUACCGAGUCGGAGCGGUCCCGCUCAUCAUCGAAGAAGCCUGAGGAACUGACGAAGGAUGAUGCAGACAAGACGGAUGAUGAACCAACUGCUGAUACAACCAAGAAUGAUUAUGGUGACGAAUUUGAAGCCUCCGAGUCCGGAAAGAAGGAUCCUGACACUGAGGAUCAGAAAGAUACCGAGUCGGAGCGGUCCCGCUCAUCAUCGAAGAAGCCUGAGGAUGAUGAACAGAAGGAUGAAUACACUGAGGAGCUUGACAAGUCCCAGACAUCUGAAAAGAAAGAUACCGAGGCUGAGGAUCAGAAAGAUACCGAGUCGGAGCGGUCCCGCUCAUCAUCGAAGAAGCCUGAGGAUGAUGAACAGAAGGAUGAAUACACUGAGGAGCUUGACAAGUCCCAGACAUCUGAAAAGAAAGAUACCGAGGCUGAGGAUCAGAAAGAUACCGAGUCGGAGCGGUCCCGCUCAUCAUCGAAGAAGCCUGAGGAUGAUGAACAGAAGGAUGAAUACACUGAGGAGCUUGACAAGUCCCAGACAUCUGAAAAGAAAGAUACCGAGUCGGAGCAGUCCCGCUCAUCAUCGAAGAAGCCUGAGGAUGAUGAACAGAAGGAUGAAUACACUGAGGAGCUUGACAAGUCCCAGACAUCUGAAAAGAAAGAUACCGAGGCUGAGGAUCAGAAAGAUACCGAGUCGGAGCGGUCCCGCUCAUCAUCGAAGAAGCCUGAGGAUGAUGAACAGAAGGAUGAAUACACUGAGGAGCUUGACAAGUCCCAGACAUCUGAAAAGAAAGAUACCGAGGCUGAGGAUCAGAAAGAUACCGAGUCGGAGCGGUCCCGCUCAUCAUCGAAGAAGCCUGAGGAUGAUGAACAGAAGGAUGAAUACACUGAGGAGCUUGACAAGUCCCAGACAUCUGAAAAGAAAGAUACCGAGUCGGAGCAGUCCCGCUCAUCAUCGAAGAAAUCCGAAUCAUCCGCUAAACUGGAGGGGGAUAAGUUCGAGUACGGCGACGAACUGGAGAGAUCGCCAUCAUCUGAAAAGGGUGAGGCUGUGCAACAGGUUGUAGAGGACGAACAUGUUAACGAUCAGGAUGUAGAUGAGCUAGAUUCUGAUGCGGUAAAGAGCGAGGCUGUGGAUGAGGCGUCCGGUGCCGACGCGGCGAAGGACUCAGCGGAUGGUGCAUCGUCCAAAGAAUCGAGCAGUAAAAGGACGUCUCGGUCAAGCUCUAGCGUAUCCAAAGGUCGAAAGAACGCUUCUUCAUCAUCUUCCUCUAUUGGGAGCGAAGAACUUAGUGGGAAUGAUGUUGCCCGUGCGUCUGGCACAGGUGAAGAUGAGAUAGAAGAUGAAGCAUAA
Messenger RNA from Trypanosoma brucei brucei TREU927, 2604 nucleotides. RefSeq lists its product as hypothetical. The coding region runs from base 1 to 2604 and encodes 867 amino acids. The record is from RefSeq and is a predicted model, not a curated record. The transcript has a single exon. NCBI's taxonomy places the organism in Eukaryota, Euglenozoa, Kinetoplastea, Trypanosomatida, Trypanosomatidae.